Molecule: messenger RNA, 1206 nt
Organism: Dermacentor silvarum
Lineage: Eukaryota; Metazoa; Arthropoda; Arachnida; Ixodida; Ixodidae
Product: E3 ubiquitin-protein ligase PPP1R11-like
Exons: 3
Coding region: 460-882 (140 amino acids)
Cellular component (GO): nucleus
Molecular function (GO): protein serine/threonine phosphatase inhibitor activity; protein phosphatase 1 binding
Source: RefSeq, a predicted model, not a curated record
CAGUUAUUUUUGAGAGAUGAAAACAAGUAUAAGUCGCCUUAUGCUGCGUCAUAAAAAACAAAUACCUGAUGGCUUUAUGAAGGUGAUGUGUGAAUAUGAAGCUUACAGGAAGUGCUUGCUAACGUAAUUUAUGCAAUUCACGAUGUACUCAUUCAUUCAAUGACGCAUAACGCGAGUUUAGGAUUCGGAUAUUUUUUAUUUGUGUUUUCGGAUGCGUGGUAGUUUCGUUUGGUAUAGUUUAGCUCUGACAUGUGAUCGCGCGACGACAUCGGUUGACGCGAUGGCACCUUCGUGCCUUUUGUGCAAGACUAAAGCUCUGGCAUUUCCCUUCACACGUAUGUGCCGUCUAUUGUGGGGAAGAAGAAGAAGAAGCCUACAGGUGGCGGCGGUGACGGUGUGUUCUACCGGCGUGCCCCCGCAGACUGGGGAGGAGGCGGUGCGCGUCGCCCCAUUGCGCCAAUGGCGGGCGCGUCGACCCGGGAGAGCGAGCUGGGCGCUUCGGGCAGCGUCACCCAGCAGUUGAGUCCUGACCAGGCGGCGCCGGCUGAGAAGCCACUCAAGAUCACCAAGAAGAGGUCGAAACAAGGACUCAGAAGGGUAGUGUCCUGGACGACUGAGACCAUUGACAACGAGAACCUGAACCGGAAAAGUUCGAAGUGCUGCUGCAUCUACGUCAAACCGACCAAGUUCGGGGAGGAUUCGGAGGAAGACGACGACGAAGGGGAUUGCGACAACUGCCGCGGCCACUUCCCCAAGGGCCGCAGGUUUCAUAAAGAUGUCCACAAAGACAAUCCCCAUGCUGCGAAUGCAGACUCUUCUCAAGGACAGCCCCAAAAUGCGCCAAUACCUGCGGGGUUUGGUCCGGAACAUCCACCUCGGUAAUACCAGCUUCCUCCCCAGGCACCUGAGUGCAUAUGGCACACCGCUUUCAGGAUGUCUUGCCUAGUGGCAAGUGCGUCGCAGAGGUGCUGCGACGUUUUUAAAUUAUUUAUGCACAGCCGCUAUGAAAAUGUGCUGUCUGGGCUUCAGAAGCAGCAUCCUCCAUAGUAAAAGCCACAGAGGUCGCCGCCACCAAGAAACAUCAGACGGUCCCUCUCGCAGAUCACAGCACGGCGAACUGCCGUGAUAUGUGGCAGGCGUGCUGGCAGCCCGAUGUAGUCUCCUGAGUUCGCCUGGAAUCCCCCCCCCCCCCCCCCCCUCAGUGAC